CAUGCUCCCGUUCAAAGCGGCACCUGGUCAGUUCGGCCCAGAGAUCCGCGAGCCGGGCCUGCGGGUCUGGAGGGUGGAGAAGAUGAAGGCCGUGCCCCUGGAUCCUUCCGAGGUGGGGGCCUUUUUUAACGGGGACUCCUACCUGGUGCUGGACAACCGCGGGCAGCUGGGAGCCGACCUCCACAUGUGGGCAGGCGAGAAGUCGUCCAGGGACGAGCAGGUGGCGUGCGCCAUGCUGGCCACCCAGCUGGACAACUUCCUGAGCGGCGACCCCAUCCAGCACAGGCAGAUCCAGGGCUACGAGUCCCCGGAGUUCAUGGCUCUCUUCCCCAGAGGGGUCAGCUACAAGGCGGGUGGAGUGGAAUCGGGCUUCAGGAAGACUCAGGGCUCCGGGGCGGUGCAGAGGUUGUACCAGAUCAAAGGGAAACGCAACAUCCGCGCCAAGGAGGUGGCUAUGUCCUGGAGUAGCUUCAACAAAGGAGACUGCUUCAUCCUGGACCUCGGAGAGACCAUCGUGUCGUGGAUCGGGUCGCAGGCCAACAUCUUCGAGAAGCAGAAGGUGCGCGAGAUCGCCUCGCUGAUCCGUGACACGGACCGACACGGCAAAGCUCGGAUUGUGGACAGCAGCGAGGGGGACGAGCCCGAGGAGAUGUUGAAGGUCCUGGGUCAGAUGCCCCAGCUGGCCGAGAGCACACCAGAAGACGACAAGGAAGCAGACGUUUCCAACUCCGCGUCCCUCUACAAGGUGUCCAACGCCACGGGCUCCAUGACGAUGACCAAAGUGUCGGACAAGAGCCCGUUCGCACAGGACCUGCUGGCUCGUGACGACUGCUUCAUUCUGGACAACGGCGCCAACGGGAAGAUCUUCGUCUGGAAAGGAAACGGAGCGAACGCUGAGGAGAAGCAGGUGGCCCUUCAGAUGGCCGAUAACUUCAUUGAACAAAUGAAGUACCCGAGGAUGAAAACACAGGUGGAGAUUCUUCCUCAGGGGAAGGAGACCAUCAUCUUCAAGCAGUUCUUUAAGAACUGGAACUGAAACCAAACAUGUUACAAAGUCCUGCAAGCGAGGAAAAGCUGAAUAUCUGAAAUCCGACAGCAUCUGAUGUGCUUUUUUUUUUUUAAAUAUGCAUUGACUUGUAUGUACAUAUUUGUAAGGUACCGUGCUGACGGAGCACACUUUAUCUUGUUUUCAAACUGGUAGAAUAAGAAAUGUGAUGCCACUUUUAUAAAUGCAAACAAGUUCCCUCUGUUGAGACAAGGAUUAUAAAUAAAAAAAAGUUGGAUUCUUUUUGGCCUUUUUUUUUUUUUUUUUUUUUACAUUUGUUCUAGUGUCACAGAUUUACCUGCAUUGGACAAUAAAUCUGAAACUGCUUGAUAAA
Molecule: messenger RNA, 1379 nt
Organism: Gasterosteus aculeatus aculeatus (three-spined stickleback)
Lineage: Eukaryota; Metazoa; Chordata; Actinopteri; Perciformes; Gasterosteidae
Source: RefSeq, a predicted model, not a curated record